Molecule: messenger RNA, 1092 nt
Organism: Spea bombifrons (plains spadefoot toad)
Lineage: Eukaryota; Metazoa; Chordata; Amphibia; Anura; Pelobatidae
Product: protein DVR-1-like
Exons: 2
Coding region: 1-1092 (363 amino acids)
Biological process (GO): BMP signaling pathway; SMAD protein signal transduction
Cellular component (GO): extracellular region
Molecular function (GO): cytokine activity; growth factor activity
Source: RefSeq, a predicted model, not a curated record
AUGCUGUGGUUAAUGGUUGCGAUGGCACUGUUUGUUCUUGUUCCCGUGUCUUUGAAUUCAAUCAUUUUAAAACAAGAAGAUAUAUUUUUAAGAAACCUGGGCUUAUCCUCCAAGCCUAACCCGGUAUCUCCUCCUCCUAUUCCACCAAUCCUAUGGAAGAUCUUCAAUCAAAGGUUGGGAAUUGGUAGACACAAAAAGAAGCCUAAUAUGUGUUUUGUGGAGGAGUUAAAUGUCCCUGGCAGUACAAUCAGAGUAUUCCCUGAUAAUGGUCGACAAGUCAUCUCUGAUAGCGCAAAAGCAGCCCCACCUCUCUGCUUGCAAAAGAGGCUUUUCUUUAAUGUGUCUGUGAUGGAAAAAGUGGAGAAAGUGACCUUGAGCCAGCUGGAGGUGCAUUUCAGACAGCACAUGCAUCAUGGUAAAGUAUUUGACCUACGUCUCUACCAGAUCCUAAAGGUUCCUUUCAAAGGCGUGGAAAGAUACGAACCCAAAAGGCACAUCAGGAAGCUUUUGAAGAUGCAAACCUUCAGUCUCCCCCGUAGAAACCUCUACAUCAACUUGACAGAGGUUUGCGAUAGUUGGAGAGACACUAACACAAAUCUGGGUCUUGAUUUAGAGAUUUUUCCACAGAAGGGUGGUUCCUUGGUACCUACUUCCUUAGAAGACUGUAAGGGCAACCACCCCUUUGCCUAUACCACCCUGCUCACCGUGACCCUCAAUUCUCUGCACUGCAAGAAGAUCCGGAAGAAGAGGAGUUAUGGCAAAAUCCCCUCAACCUCUGGUGAUCUUUGCAAGAAAAGCUGCUUCUAUGUUAAAUUUAAGGACGUGGGAUGGCAGAAUUGGGUUGUUGCCCCAAGUGGUUACAUGGCCAACUACUGCCAUGGUAAUUGUCCUUUCUCCGAGAGAAAUGUUCAAAAUCUAUCACGCUACCCCAAUAUUCAGAAUAAGAUCCACUCAAAGGCGCAAAACUCUCCCUUGUGCCACUGCGCGCCAAUAAAGAUGUCCCCUGUGCCAAUGUUGUUUUACGAUAAUGAAGACAAUGUGGUAUUAGGACAAUAUGAAAAUCUGGUAGUGGAUGAGUGUGGCUGCAGGUGA